CAGCCGCCUGCCCUGGCGGGAGUGCCUCGCUUUGGGCGCUGUCGGGCCCUGGGCCAGGGGGAGGGAGCCUUCGGCGCUUCAUGCGUCCCGGGCGCCGGGACUGAGGCGCGGAGGUCGGGACUGAGGCGACGGUCGCGGCGCCAUGCGCGCCCCCUGCGCCUGGCCGCUGCAGCUGCUCCUCCGACCGGGCCCGGCCGAGCCCGGGCGACUCCGGCCGGCGGCUUCCAUGUGGGUUCCGGCCGCGGCCCGCGCCCCCGAGCCCCGGCAGCGGCUGCUGGGUCUGGGGGUUUCCUAUGGUACCGGAUCCGCGCGCCCGCGCUGCUGGCGGAGCGGCUAUCCCGGCGCUGGUCUGGAUUCCGGCCUCUGCGCCCCGCGGCCGCAGGUCUCCGCGCUGGCUCCGCGGUGCGCUCUCGGGAGCGGACUCGGCAUCGCGCGGCUGCUAGGACUCCCAGUGCGGCCCCUCGGCGCCUGCAGGUGUGGGGCGCUCGCCCGGCCAGGGGCUCCCUGGCUCCCGCGCGCAGGACUCCCGGGCAGACUCUCCGCCUCUUCCCGGGCCGGGGGCCAGUCUGCAGCUCCCGAAGCCGUGGCGGCUUCGGGAACCGACUCGAGACUGCGCCGCUCGCCUGCGGGACGCUCGGAGGCGAAGAAACUCCUGGGGUUGGCGUAUCCUGAGCGCUGGAGGCUGGCAGCUGCUCUUGGGUUUCUGACCGUGUCCAGUGUCAUCACCAUGUCCGCUCCUUUCUUCCUGGGGAAAAUUAUUGAUGUCAUUUAUACAAAUCCCAGUGUCGACUACAUCAAUAACCUAACCAACAUCUGCCUUGUGCUCAGCGGAGUGUUCCUGGGUGGCGCUGCUGCCAAUGCUAUUCGUGUCUACCUCAUGCAAACCUCAGGUCAGCGCAUUGUGAAUAGGUUGAGAGCUUCGUUAUUCUCCUCUGUUCUGAGACAGGAGGUGGCUUUCUUUGACAAGACCCGCACAGGAGAGCUGGUGAACCGCCUCUCCUCAGACACUGCCCUCCUGGGGCGCUCGGUGACUGAAAACCUCUCCGACGGGCUCAGGGCCGGGGCUCAGGCCUCCAUUGGCGUUGGCAUGAUGUUUUUUGUCUCACCUAGUCUGGCCACUUUUGUUUUGAGUGUGGUGCCUCCAAUGUCCAUCCUUGCUGUGAUUUACGGACGAUAUCUACGGAAACUGACGAAAGUCACACAGGAUUCCUUGGCACAAGCCACUCAGCUAGCCGAGGAAUGUAUUGGAAAUAUAAGAACUGUUCGAGCUUUUGGGAAAGAAAUGACUGAAAUAGAGAAAUACACCAACAAAGUGGAUUAUGUAAUGCAUUUAGCCAGGAAAGAUGCGUUUGCUCGGGCUGGCUUCUUCGGAGCGACUGGGCUCUCCGGUAACCUGAUUGUGCUUUCUGUCCUCUACAAAGGAGGGUUGCUGAUGGGCAGUGCCCACAUGACAGUGGGUGAACUCUCUUCCUUCCUAAUGUAUUCUUUCUGGGUUGGAUUAAGCAUUGCAGGUCUGAGCUCUUUCUAUUCAGAGUUGAUGAAAGGACUGGGUGCUGGAGGACGCCUCUGGGAACUCAUUGAGAGAAAGCCCUUACUUCCUUUUAAUGAGGGGAUCAUUUUAAAUGAACAAACCUUCCAGGGCACUUUGGAGUUUAAGAAUGUGCAUUUUGCCUACCCAGCUCGCCCAGAGGUGCCCAUAUUCCAGGAUUUCAGUCUUUCCAUCCCUUCAGGGUCUGUCACAGCACUGGUUGGCCCAAGUGGUUCUGGCAAAUCAACAGUGAUUUCGCUCCUACUGAGGUUGUAUGACCCCAUUUCUGGAACUGUUAAUCUGGAUGGUUGUGACAUUCGUCAGCUAAAUCCAGUCUGGCUGAGAUCCAAGAUUGGGACAGUGAGUCAGGAACCAAUUUUGUUUUCUUGCUCAAUUGCCGAGAACAUUGCUUAUGGAGCAGACGACCCUUCCCUGGUGACUGCAGAACAGGUAGAGAAAGUGGCUGAUGUAGCGAAUGCAGCUGCUUUCAUUAAAAAUUUCCCCCAAGGAUUCAACACUGUGGUUGGAGAAAAGGGAGUUCUCCUUUCAGGUGGACAGAAACAGCGGAUUGCAAUUGCCCGUGCUCUGCUUAAGAAUCCCAAAAUUCUUCUCCUAGAUGAAGCAACCAGUGCACUGGAUGCUGAAAAUGAGCACCUUGUGCAAGAAGCUUUAGAUCGCCUAAUGGAGGGGAGAACCGUGUUGAUUAUUGCCCAUCGUCUGUCUACCAUUAAAAAUGCUAAUAUGGUUGCUGUUCUUAACCAAGGAAAAAUUACUGAGUUUGGGAAACAUGAAGAACUGCUUUCAAAACCAGAUGGGAUAUACAGAAAAUUAAUGAACAAACAAAGUUUUAUUUCAACAUAAUAAAUCAAUUAUUCAUAAAUUGAAUAUGAGAGACUUUAAAGCAAAACAGCAGUGCAGGAAAAAAAAACUUGGGCAACUAUACGAUAUCUCUAAAUCAUACUUCAAGUUAUUUGAAAUACACUUAUUUUUUUCCAAAGUGUAUAAAAUAUUCUUUUGAAAUAUACCUGUCCUAAAGACCUUUUUACUCAGAGUUUUCCUAAUUGUAACUUUCUAAAUGUCUAUAACACUGAAGUUAUUUUCAGGUUUUUUACUUUUAUCUUGAAUUUUUUGAAUUCAGAGAGCGUGGCUUCUCCUUUUCCUUAGCCUGCUGCUAUGUAUUGAAACUAUUGUCAAAUGCUAACUUUUAAGAGGAAAUUAUAAAUAAAAAGCCUAAUUAUUUUAGGCCAGUUUACCAAUCACUGUGUAUUUCUCUUGGUAGUAUUCUACCACUUUGUGUCUAAUUCUACUUGGUAGGGUAAUACAAGACGAAAAUCUAGCCCUUUAUUUUAUCUUGAUAAUUUCAUAAAGUGAACAAACUAAUAUACAGGAAUAGUUAACAUUACACGGAGAGAAGGGAAAAUUUGUAUUGCCAGUUUUCUGUGUCUUAAAAGGUGUGAGAGUUUAGGAAUAUAUGUUAAUAUGGGAUGUGAUUGUGUUUGAAUGUGUGUGAUCUUCAACAUUUUUAGCACAUGUGAACCUGUUGAGUUUUUUAAAAGGAAAGCCCCAUCCUUUGAACAGGAAAAUUUCUAUUUUCUUUAUUCACAUAUUUGUUUCUGUGAGUACUUUGGGAAGCAAGGAAUAGACUUCCAGGUAUUAUUGGAUGGAUAAAAAUGAAUUUUACAUUUAAUUUUUCUGAAGACUUGCAUUUUGAAAAUUAUUUUUUUAAAAAUGUGUAAUUCCCAGCCAAAUUAAAAUUUAUUUUUUAUCAGUUACUUAAAUACUUUUGGAACUUCAUUCAAUGAGACUAAAAUCUGAAUAGUAAACUGAAAUUUUCAACAUUAAAACAUUUGAAGAAAGUUUAGAAGUUUUUACUAUUCCACAGACUCACAAGAAAUCUUAACUUGUCACUCUUCUGAAAAAGAGGACAUUGAUAAUCCUUUUUCUUGUAUUUAUGAUUAUAAUUUUAUUUACCUCAAUAUCUCAAAAUCCCUAAAACUAUGCUGACAGCAAUUAAGCUUUACCAUAUUUUUCUAUCAGUGCUACUAAUUUGCUGUUUCUCCUGAAAAAGUGUUUUUCCUGCAUUGAAGAUGGCAGGACCUAAGGCUUGAUUAUGUUGAUGUAAUUUAAAUGGAAGUUUUCCCAUGUUCUAAGUGUUCGUGAGUCCUCUCAUUAUACUGGAAGAGGAAAUCCCUAUUUCAUGAUAAGCACUGAGUAUGAUAUUUCAUUCUACAUAAGGGAAUGCAUUAAUGAAUAAAAUGAAUUCAGUGAAUGAAUGAAUUCAGUGUUCUUUGAAUUAGUAAAUAGUACAUCUGUGACAAUCAUUUUAAUAAGCUUUACUUGUAUUUUUUUAUUCAGUUGCUAUUAUGGUGUGGUUCUCAAAAAGCAAAUAAAAUACAAUUACAAAGUUGAAUCUGGGGGAAACUCUGUGCCAUAGAAGUAUGUACAAAAUUAAAUUUGAUCAUUAUGUUUUAUUUUCUAAAACAAGAUGUUCAAUUGUGUUUUUAAGUAACAUUUUCUAUCAUGGAUUAAAACUUAUAAUGAACUUUA
Messenger RNA from Choloepus didactylus (southern two-toed sloth), 4075 nucleotides. RefSeq names its product ATP binding cassette subfamily B member 10 (gene ABCB10). The record is from RefSeq and is a predicted model, not a curated record. Lineage: Eukaryota; Metazoa; Chordata; Mammalia; Pilosa; Megalonychidae. The coding region runs from base 143 to 2389 and encodes 748 amino acids. Gene Ontology annotation, molecular function: ATP binding; ATP hydrolysis activity; ABC-type oligopeptide transporter activity. Gene Ontology annotation, cellular component: membrane. The transcript has 13 exons. Gene Ontology annotation, biological process: transmembrane transport.